GAACAUAAUGAAAAGAACCAGAAAAGCACCACACCACAUACACCAAAAAUACCAACCACCAGGUUAUUAUGCGAAUGUGAAUUAUAUGCACCUGCCAACUAUGACAAUGACCAAGAGAUGAAAGCUGUGAUGGAAAAUUUCAGUAAACAGACAGAAGAACGUUUUCAUGAAUAUGACGAAAGGAUGAAAAAUACACGCCAGAAAUGUAAAGAUAAAUGCGAUAAAGAAAUACAAAAAAUUAUUUUAAAAGAUAAAUUAGAAAAAGAAUUAACAGAAAAGUUGUCAACAUUAAAAACUGAUAUACGAAGUGAGGCCAUUCCAACAUGUAUUUGCGAAAAGUCGAUAGCGGACAGAAUGGAAAAAGGGUGUUUGCGAUGUGGAAGUGUGUUGGGUGGUGGUAUUGCACCAACGGUUGGUUUGUUAGGAGGAAUAGGUAUCUAUGGGUGGAAGAUGGGCGUUCCUGAAGCGGCUGCUAAAGCUGCGGCCAUAGCUGCCGGUAAAGCUGCCGGUGAAGCUGCAGGUCUUAAGGCAGGUAUGAAAUCAGUUAUUGUGGCAUUAAAAUAUAUUAAAGUAGAUGAAUUAUUUUCUGAAAUAUACAAACCUUUUGUUGCUAAAAACAUUUAUACUGAAGUUACAAAGCUUGCUCCUGAUAUUGUUAAAAAAUAUGGUGAAUUUUGUCCGUCGUCAGGCACUAGCGGUCCUGCUACGUGCAUAGAAUUUGGUUCUAAUAUAGGUAUGGUUGGAGAAGGUGUUUUCUAUGAUACUCCAGAUGUAAUCAUACCAAAAGCGUUAAACCUUUAUCUUAGUGAUGCCAAAAAGUCUGCUGCUACUGAAGCUGCUCGUGUGACUACUUCUGAAACAGCAACUCUUACAAAAGCAAAUGUGGAUGCAGUAAACACUGCAUAUGGCAGUUUCCAGACUGCUAUUAUUGCAUCCAUCAUUGCAAUAGUGAUCAUAGUUUUAAUUAUGGUAAUAAUAUAUAAGAUUUUACGUUAUAGAAGAAAAAGAAAAAUGAAGAAAAAACUACAAUACAUAAAAUUAUUAGAAGAAUAG
Messenger RNA from Plasmodium reichenowi, 1053 nucleotides. Its product is annotated as rifin. The annotation marks the transcript as partial. The transcript has a single exon. The record is from RefSeq and is a predicted model, not a curated record. NCBI's taxonomy places the organism in Eukaryota, Apicomplexa, Aconoidasida, Haemosporida, Plasmodiidae.